AUGGAAGCACCAGGCAACAACCAGAUGCCAAUCCAGUGUAGAUCUGGUUGCGGGUUCUUUGGGACUACAGCUACAGACGGCUACUGCUCCAAGUGCUACAAGGACUACUUGAAGCGGCAUCAGGCGCCGCCGUCUGCGAAUCCUUCAACCGCCUCCUCGUCGUCCGUGUCUUCCGGGUUCUCGACCGAGUCCAGGAUGGAAUCGCCCGUGAUUCCUCAGGGCUCUCCUGCAAGUAUGCAGAAGGAAGACGACACGAAGGGGCAUUCGGAAGAAGUUGCCAGUGCAGCAGCAGUAGCCUGUGCAGACAUAAUCGAUGAGGACAUUGCCAACCGUGCUGCAGAAGCUACCUCUAGUGCAGACCUGGACGCCGUUGAUGCAUCGGGAGCUUCCAGUGAUGAUGGGUCUGACAAGAAGAAGAAAAACCGCUGUGGGGUGUGCAAAAAGAAAGUCGGCCUCACAGUGACUGAAAACGUAGGAUGUAGUGAAAAGUGGUUUGUCAUGAUGGAAGAAUCAAAAACCCUCUUAUGGGUCGGCAACAUAGACGUUCGACUGAGCGAGUACAAACUACUUCGGGUGGUUGAGAGAUUCGGAAAGCUGUCCAAGUUCGACUACCUCCUGCACCAGCGUGGGCCAGAUGCGGGGAAGCCGCGCGGUUAUGCUUUCAUUGCUUACGAGCGAGCCGAGGAUGCUGCCAGAGCUUUGGGCCAGCUCAACGGGUUCCGAUUCGGGGAUAGGUGUCUGAGCGUGCACCUGGCCAACAAUGAGAGAGGCGGUGAUGUCGGGGACGGUGAGGCCAGGGGCGGAGACCAUGUGAAGAGAAGACCGACGACUUCAUCACAUUCGCAGAAUUUGAGCUCAGGAAGAAUCUCGAAAUCAAGGCCCAAAUCGCCCAACACCACGAGGAAGAUGCAAAUUGCAGCAAUUGAGGCGAAAUUAAAAUCUCUGGAUGCCACCUCAAGUCCGCCUGUCGUCAACUUCCGCUCGGGUGGUUUGCGACGAAACGUACCGCAACAUCGGACUGGACACCCAGCGAAUAACUACCAAAGACGCUGAACAAGACUUUUUUCCUCAUCUUCUUUCUUUUUUUGCUUUUAAAAUCCAGUUUCAAGUUUACCUAUACUAUACAGUACUAUAAACGCAAAUAUGGAAAUUUUUUCCCGAAUAUUCUUACCUUUUCCAUUUGAAGUUCCGGUCAAGUCCUUUUUCUCCUGCCACAGUUUUUCUUCCAUUGUGGACAGUAUUUAUGGGGGACAUGAAACGAGUUCGUCUCAUUACCUCAUUUUUUUGCUCGCUCUCUUGCAAGUACUGAGCGAUUUGCCAAUAUGCUUGCAGCAAGCAUUUCUGCUUGACUGUUCUUCCGUCUUGUCGCGUUAUUAGAGGAGGUAAUUUGUGAUGAUACUCGUGAAUCAUGGGAUGUUAAUACAAGUUUUUUGUCACCUGCA
Molecule: messenger RNA, 1442 nt
Organism: Notodromas monacha
Lineage: Eukaryota; Metazoa; Arthropoda; Ostracoda; Podocopida; Cyprididae
Source: the annotation of a GenBank genome assembly